Molecule: messenger RNA, 2207 nt
Organism: Gossypium arboreum
Lineage: Eukaryota; Viridiplantae; Streptophyta; Magnoliopsida; Malvales; Malvaceae
Product: DNA damage-repair/toleration protein DRT100-like
Exons: 1
Coding region: 241-2025 (594 amino acids)
Molecular function (GO): protein binding
Source: RefSeq, a predicted model, not a curated record
UCACUCUUUCAAUCUUUUAUUUACCUUUGUUUUCAUCAUUAUACCUUAUUGUCUACGUGAAGAAAAAUAUAAGAACAAAAAAGCCCCAUGUCUGCUUUGCGACCUUUUAUAUUUUUACUUUUUUCAUGGUAGGAUAUAUAUUCUUUUCUUUUCUUUGUUCCUCUUGUCAGAUCCAGUGGAGGAAAAACCCUAUAUAUUUUUCAACCAUCUCUUUGAUUUGAUCAAGUCCCACUUCCCAAAAUGCAGAUUCUGGUAUGGGUUUUUGAGGUUUUAUUCAUUUCUUCCCUUGUGGGAGUGUUUCCAUUGUCACUAGCUGAAACAACCUCACCAGGUGUUUGCUCAGAGGCUGAUAGGGCUGCCCUUCUUGCUUUCAAAGCCAAAAUUGUCAAGGACACAACAGGGAUUCUCUCUUCAUGGAUUGGAAGAGAUUGUUGUGGAGGAGAUUGGGAAGGUGUUCAAUGUAAUCCAGCUGGGAGGGUCACUACAUUGGCACUUCAAGGGCCUGUAAAAGACAGUAGCAUGUACAUGAAGGGUACUUUGUCUUCUUCCCUGGGUAGUCUACCAUUCUUGCAAGUGUUGGUCAUAAGUGGGAUGAAGCUUAUUACAGGUCCAAUCCCAGAUAGCUUUUCCAAGCUAACCAGGCUUACUCAGUUGGUCCUCGAAGACAAUUCCCUUCGAGGGAACAUUCCCUCAGGUUUAGGCCUAUUAUCCCAUCUCCAAACACUUUCAUUGGCUGGCAACCAUUUGAAGGGACCCGUUCCUCCAAGCUUAGGAAAUUUGAGAAACCUUGGGAUGAUAAAUUUAGGGAGAAAUUCCUUGUCAGGUCCUAUCCCUGCUAGUUUAAAAAAUCUACACCUUUUGCAGUCUUUUGAUCUCAGUUUCAACUCAUUGUCUGGUUUUAUCCCUGAAUUUAUAGGACAGUUUAGAAACAUUACCUUUAUUGACCUCUCUAAUAACCAAUUAUCAGCUCACUUACCCAUUUCCAUGUUCAACUUGGUUAGCCUAUCAUAUCUGUCAUUGAGCCACAACCAGCUCACUGGAACUAUCCCAGAGCAGGUUGGGAAUCUCAAGUCCCUCACUAGCCUUUCACUGAGUAGCAACAAGUUUAUAGGUCACAUUCCAGCAUCUAUUUCAAGAUUGCAGAAUCUCUGGUCCCUUAAUUUAUCCAGAAAUGGAUUCUCAGACCCUUUACCAGAUGUUUCCAACAGGGGCAUUCCUUCACUUUUGUCAAUAGACCUGUCUUUCAACAACCUCAGUUUAGGGACGGUUCCUAAGUGGAUCACAGACAGACAGCUUUCAGAUGUUAAUCUUGCUGGUUGUAAACUGAGAGGAAGCCUCCCAAGGUUUACAAGGCCAGAUUCAUUGAGCUCCAUAGAUUUGUCCAAUAAUUUCCUCACUGGGAGCAUUUCAACAUUUUUCACAAAAAUGACAAGUCUGCAGAAGGUGAAGCUUUCAAAUAACCUGCUGAAGUUUGAUCUUUCAGAACUCAAAGUUCCAGAUGGGAUUUCCUCUAUUGAUCUUCAUUCGAACCAGGUAUGCGGGUCUCUCUCGAGCAUUUUAAACAACCGAACAAGCAGCUUCUUGGAGGUUAUAGAUGUGUCAAAUAAUCUCAUUUCCGGUACGAUACCGGAAUUCUCCGAAGGGCUGAAUUUGAAAGAGUUGAAUAUAGGAAGCAACAAGAUUGCAGGCCAGAUCCCAAGUUCAAUCUCGAAUCUUAUUGAACUCGAAAGACUGGAUGUUUCGAGGAACCUGAUAACUGGCACCAUACCGAUGAGUUUAGGACGAUUGGCGAACCUUCAUUGGCUUGAUCUUUCCAUCAACAGGCUCACUGGAAGAAUCCCAACUAGCUUGUUGGGUAUUAAGUUUAUGAGACAUGCAAGCUUCAGGGCAAAUAGACUAUGUGGAGAGAUCCCACAAGGUCGGCCUUACAACAUCUUCCCUGCUUCUGCUUAUGCUCACAAUCUCUGCUUAUGUGGGAAACCAAUGCUACCUUGUAGGGGAAAGAAACAAGAGACAAGUCAGUGAAAUGCUGACUCAAAUCUGCCCAAAGUAGAAACAUUCAUGUUUUUACAGCACCUACUUACAUUUUUCUUACCUUUUUGCUUUAGUAAUUUCUAGCUUAAUUUAAUUAAUAACUACUAUUAUGGAAACAUACAUUGUUUCAAUAUAAAGUUUUAACUCUACCAAAGAUAAUUAAGUACAAAUAA